Molecule: messenger RNA, 957 nt
Organism: Phaedon cochleariae (mustard beetle)
Lineage: Eukaryota; Metazoa; Arthropoda; Insecta; Coleoptera; Chrysomelidae
Source: the annotation of a GenBank genome assembly
AUGAGGAGCAAGGAGAAGGAAAAGGCCCUACAUAGUGAACGAGUCAUGUCUCGCUUUGACCUCAAGAUUUUGGCGAACAAACUCGGGAAUAAUUUCUCAGAAAAUGAGAACAAUGAUUUAGUCAGAAUGAAUGAUAUCAGAGAAAUCAACUACGACUCGCCAAGAGGAGGCGUUAGCGUCAUCACCGAAAAGGGCGACAACACCGUCAGCUAUUUGCUGGUCCAGAGGGCGAAGGAUUCGGAUUCUGGGAAAUAUACAUGCAACCCUUCGAACGCCAAUCCCAAGACGCUCAUCGUACAUGUUCUAAACGUUUUCUACGGAAUAAUCGAGGAAGAGAAUGAAGAUCAAGUGAAGAUUGAAAGUACUGUUUUGAACAUCAUUAAAUCAAAAAUGCUUACCACAAUAGAAAAAGAAGAUAUCGAAGUGGCUCGCAGAAUAGGCCGUGACAACAAUGGUAAAAGGCCUGUACUUCUGAAACUUCUAAGGUACAAAGUAAAAGAAAACAUACUCAGAAAUGGCAAGAAAUUGAUGAAUACUGGUUAUUCACUGACAGCUUUUCUCUCCCAGAGUGACUUAGAAAACAAAAAAAAGUUACGUCCCUACCAAAUUUUAGCCCAACAGCAAGGGAAAAAAUCUUUCAUCAAAAGUGAUAAACUUAUAAUAAAUGGCAAAAACUACACCAUUGAAGAUUGCGAGAAGCUGUUUAGGAAAACAAUACCUCUGGAAACUCACGUGGAUGCUCCAGACAGGGGUAAUUCUUCCGGGUCCAGCAGAGGCACCACAAAAAAUUGGCUGAUUUUCGCUAUCAAUUCCCCAUCCGACUGUUUCAAGAAAUUUAGCGUUAGAAUCUCCAUAAGAGAUCAUGCUCUUCAUUGUGGUAGUAAUGCCUGGUUUUCGAAUCAUACAUACUUGUUCGCCGCCCAUUUCAUAACGAAUUUCAUCGAAGAGGAAGGCUAA